CCAUAUAAAUAGGGGAAGGAAGGUGAGAGGUGAACAGGCCCGGUCAAAGCAGUAGGAGAAACGCUAUAAAAUCGCUGCUGAUUUCGGCUAUCCACACCAGUCUCCUCCUUGAUACAAGAAGAGCAGCCGCACCUAUCAUCAACAUGAAAACAAUCAUCGUUCUCUGCGCUCUCGUAGCCAUCGCCGUUGCGGCUCCUCCUUACGAUCAGACAGUAGUCGUGAAGGAAACUCCGUCGGACAACAUUGGUCUUGAUGGAUAUCAGUUCGGUUAUGAGCUUUCCGAUGGCCAUGUCCAUCAUGAAUCCGCCCAACUGGUGAAUGCCGGUCAGGAGAAUCAGAGCCUCGCCGUCCGCGGUAGCUUCUCCUAUGUCGACCCGGCCACUAAUGUUAGGUACACCGUCAACUAUGUCGCCGACGAAAAUGGAUUCCGCCCAGAGGGAGAGCAUCUGCCUUCCGCUUAGAUUAAUUGAAAACUGAUUGUAAAUAAUACGCUUCGCACGUGUACAAGAAUUUAGUCAUCCAAGACGGUCAUUGUUUGAAAAAAAAUUUCGAUUUCUACGAUUUGAUACCGUAGCAAUUCGAUUUCAUUUUUAUACAAUAAUUAGGCCUAUUUCAAAUAAGAAUUUUAUUAAAAAU
This is a messenger RNA of Camponotus floridanus (Florida carpenter ant), 636 nucleotides long. It is a transcript of the gene CPR13, whose product is annotated as flexible cuticle protein 12. Gene Ontology annotation, molecular function: structural constituent of chitin-based larval cuticle. The record is from RefSeq and is a predicted model, not a curated record. The transcript has 2 exons. Gene Ontology annotation, cellular component: chitin-based extracellular matrix. NCBI's taxonomy places the organism in Eukaryota, Metazoa, Arthropoda, Insecta, Hymenoptera, Formicidae. The coding region runs from base 144 to 461 and encodes 105 amino acids.